AUGCAAAUUCGUGGUUCUGGACAAGUUUCUAACGAUUCUAAUGAGGUCCAGGAGGACACGAAUGACUCUUCCGAUCCUUUGACGACAUAUCUACAGCAAGCUAAAUACAAAGAGGAGUCAAGCGAUUUGACUAAUUCUAUUAGUGGAUUGUAUCGAUUGUUGGACUUAUGUAACGAUGAUGAUUCAACCGGUAUUGUGGACAAGAUAAUUAUUUCCAAGGAAUAUUUAAAGAAACUAUGCAAUGAUAUGGUUCCAUCGAGUUUCAAAUCUAUUUCUGAAAUUAAUUAUACAGAAUUGAACUCAAUCUCAUUUCGUCUUAUUGGAUGUUAUGGAAAUCGUAAUUUAAUAGCAAAACUCUUGUUAAAUAAAAACAUAAUUGAUCAACAAUUGUAUGAUUCGUUUACAUCUUCCGUAUCAAUUGAUGAUACGAACAAACCUUCGUUACGUCCGGGAAUUUAUUUAUUAAUAAUGAAAGCCAAUUUGGGUUUACUUAUUUAUUGGCCCGAGAUUGGAUGCUAUGAAAAUGUUCCGAAUAUUUCUUCCCAGAUUAAAAGGAAUAUGAUUAAUUUACAAAGAUACUUAACGAAACUUACAGAUCAUCAAAUGUGUUUUAUGAGCGACAAAGACUUAGAAGACUUUGAUCUAAAUUUAGAGAAUCCUGAUAAUAACUCAGACGAAGAUGACGAACCACAAUGUGAGUUUGAAGUAAAAAAACGUCAAGAAAAAGAGGAGUUUAAAAUUGAUAACGGGUUUAAGGUGAAUUUAUCUCAUAAAAUCAAGACCGAAAUUAAUAAUCAAAUGGAAGAUGAUGUCCCAUUAUAUCCACUAAUUGUUGAAUCUACUACAAACCAAUCAUUCGUCACUCGACAACUGAUAAAGGAAACUUUACAUUCAAAUAAUAUCACUUCGUAUGUUUCUGCAGAACAGUUUCCGAUUGACCUCAAAACUAAAUUGCAAGAUCGUUAUUUACAUAUUGAUCGUGUUGAAAUGGAUAUAAAUGCAUUGGAAUUAUUUGUCAUACACGGAUUAAAAAUGGAUGAACUUUUAAUUCCACUGCAUGACGCAUUAUCUGCUGCUAGAAUGCGAAUUAAAAUGAGGACAGAUCAAGCUAUCUCUGAAGAUAUCAAAAUCAUUCAACAAGUAGCAUCAAGAAAACUACGUGCUUUUGAAAGUCAUUUUGAUAAAUAUAUUAUGCAUGAUAAUGAUUUAUCACAAACAAAUAUAAGCGAUUUCGAAAGAAUUCGAAAAAGAUAUCCCGGAAUAGAAACUCAAAUCGAAGAAAAAAUUAAAAUCAACUCAAAAAAAUGGAGAAAAAUGAAAAAAAGAUAUAAUUUAACAUGUAUCGUUAUUGAGGAUAAGUUGCAUGAAGCAGAAGAAAACGACGAUGAAAAGAAAAAAUCAAUAAAAACUUUUUAUAAAAUGUUCACUGAUGAUGAAACUAAUUUAGAAAAAUUGUUUGACAAAUAUACACCGGAAGCACAGCAAUCAAAAUCCAGAUGGAAUGCUAUAAUUGGUGUUUUUAAAAUUUCGAAUAUCACUAGGGCAAAACGAAUGGCCAAUGAAAAGCCAGAUGAAGAAUUUAUUCAAGAACUCGUAAAAUUUAAAUUAUUUGAAGGAUAUAAUGAUAUUAAAGAAAAAAUUAUAAAUAAUUUCAUUAAAGAAUAUCAUAGGUGGAAAAAAGAUGAUUUACCUAAUAAUUUUCAUGAAAUUCUGCUAAAUAUUCGAAACAUACAAUUAGAAGAUAAAUUAAAGCGAGAAUAUGAAGAAGAAAAGAAAAUAAUUGAGAAAAAUAUGUUUGAAAAAAUAUGUAAUGAAAUAGAAACUAAAUAUAAAGAUGGUUCUAUGCGAUUAAUUGUAUUAAGUGUAAAAAAACAAUAUAUGUAUUUCACAAUUGAAUAUGAUAUUGAGGAGCCUCAACCAAACCAACUGCAGAUAACUUUUUAUGAAACAUCGUUAAAAGAAGAAGAAGGGCUUCAUGUUCAAGAAAAUGAGUCAUAUGUUCCAUAUCCAAUUUUAUGUUCUAAUAUGAACCAAUAUGGUAUUUCAUUUCGCAUUGAUCCUCAAGAAUACGAUAUUAAAAAAAUAUCUCAAUUCGAUAACCAUAAAUUUCUUCUUAUUCUUUACAAUAAAAAAAUGCGAAGAAUUGAAAUAUUCUUUGACACUGCGCAACAAAUGGCACAAAAUUUUAAAUCGCAUUCGACUAUUAAAUCGUUUAAAAUAUUGAAUACAGAUGAAAAUUUUAUUAUUGCAAUUAAUGAACCAAAAGGGUUGCUCGCUAUAUAUAAUACAAAAGAAGUUAAGCUUGAUAUAUUUUCUUUUUAUGAUAAUCGAUCAAGGUUAUAUGCGCGCAAUGCAAAUAUUCAAUUAUUGCAAUGGUAUAAUAAUAUUAUACCGAACAUUAAAUAUUUUCUAUUCAUCAAAGAUACUGAGGAACUGUGCUUUGUUGAGAAUAGUGGAAGAGCACGUAUUUUUAAUCUUAUGAAUUUACAAUUUCGACCAGCAUUUUGUAAUUUUCCACGUAAUUUAGUAAAUGUUUUAAGUUCUACCGAUGGUUCUUGUAUUAUGGCAUUUGCAAAAGAAAAACCUGAUGAAUUCAAUUCAAUUAUUUCCACUGAUAAUAUUGAGCAACGCGACUAUAAUAAUGAUAUUAAGGAAAUAAAUCGUGUUUACGUUUAUUUUUCCAAAAAUUUUGUUUCUGCUGGUAAAGUUAUUGAUUUGCCAUUAAACUUUAAAUCCUUGGAAUUUCUUCAAAUUUCUUGUAUCAAUAAUCGACAAACUCAUUUGAUCUCGCUCGAUUUACAGAAUGGGCGUUUGAAUUCUUUAUUAGUCAAAAUUACUCUUGAACAAGCUCAAUUUCGUUUCCAAAAAUGCAUGCAAAAAAAGUCACUUGCGUCUCAGAGAACAAAACUAAAUGAUCUUGUUAAUGUCUAUAAACUAAUGUUUGAAAAAUAUCCAAUUGAUAGCUGUAUCGAUCCUAAACAAAAUCGUCCUCUUAGUUUAAAAAUAGUUCUUGACAUUGAAGAUAAUAAUAUUGAAGAUUACGGCGAAAAAUUUAAUGAAUAUAUCACCGGAAUGUUCGAUAACUUGAAGUAUUAUACAAAUAAACCUACAUCAAUGUUAAAAAAGUUUUCUGCAUCAGUUAUUACUUUCAAGGAACUUGAUGUUGAAGAUACGAAUUUUCAGAAGAAAUUUUCAUCAGAAUAUCAAUUAGGAGAGUGGAUUAUUCAACUUUGUUGUCUAAUUCCUAUACAAAUUGCUAUAACAAGAAAUAAUUUAUUUCAGCCACUUAAAGAUGGAUUAUCUUCGAAUGAAAAUUAUCUAAUAGAACUUAAAGAUGGUCAUCAUCUAGAUAUUAUAUCAAAAAACAUAUCUUUUGGGUGGUAUGAAGGAAUUUUCAAGCAUUUUGGUAGCAAAAAAGUAAAAGUUGUUUCAAGCAUGGGCGAACAAUCAUGUGGAAAAUCAUUUAUGUUAAACCACCUCGUUGGAACUACAUUUGAUGGAUCAGCAAUGCACUGUACCGAAGGCGUAUGGAUGUCAUUAGUAAAUACACAAGAAUAUAUCUAUGUUGCGCUCGACUUUGAAGGAUUAAAAUCUCUUGAAAGAACUCCACAAGAGGAUAUGUUUUUAGCACUCUUUAAUACAGUUGUCUCAAAUCUUAUUCUUUUAAAAGAUAUAUCAACGAUGUUUCAAAAAUUUCAAGAUGGCGCAAAGUUAUUUGAGUCUGAUCCAAAGAUAUUUCAGGCAAGACUUUGUGUUAUCAUUAAAGACGUGCCUAAAGUAGAUAGAGAUGAUAUUAUUAGAGUGUUUCAAUCAAAAUUUGAUCGAUUAGUUUCAGAGGAAGGUGAAGAUAAUUUUAUUACAAAAAUGUAUGGAAGUGGAUUGGAUAUUAUACCUUGGCCUGUUUUUGGUGAUAUUGCAUGGUUUAAAAAGUUAUCAUUUGUUAACAAAAAGUUAGAAAAGCAAAAAGUAAAAUAUGAAAAUGCUAUAACUUUCUUACAAGAUAUAAAAGUAAUUAUGGCUAAAUUAAAGAUAUGUGACUGGGACUCAUUAGAUGAAAGCCUCAUACAGAUUCGUAUUGCAACAUUAAAAAAGUUACUCCCAACUGCUAUUUCUUAUGGUUUAGAACGAAAAGAUUCUGUCACUAAACUUCUUUUGGAUCAUGAUACUGGAAAACCAAUUGAAGAUCCAAAAACUGACUUAUCUGAUAUUUUAAACAAUUUUGAUUCUACUGAAUUAUUACCAGAUGCCAAUAUUCAUUUAUAUGAUGAAUAUGUGUCAUUUGUCCAACUUUCUGAAGAUUUAAGAGAAUAUUUUGAUGAAAUAGUGCAGUCACAAGAAGAAACGUCCGAUGAAAUCAAGUGGUAUGAAAAUUUUGGUAAAUUCUUAAAUUAUAUAAUUGAGCGUCGGAUAUCACGUGUUCGAAAAUGGUAUGCACAAAAUACUGCUAAAUUGCCACAAGAUAAUAGUAAUGUCAUCAAUGGAAAAUAUGAAAUGGAACAAAAACUUGAUAAAUUAGCUCUAUUAUGGACCUUAUGUGGAUUAACAUGCCAACAAUGUCAUUUAAAAUGCAUAAAAAAUUUCAACCAUGAAGAUGAUCAUGAUUGUUUAACAAAUCAUAAAUGUAAUUUUCCAUGCCAAUUUGUCGAAGCACACAACAAAAAACUAAUUCCUAAAUGUAUUCAUAAGGCUGGACAUGAAGGCAAACACAUUUGUAAAAAAAUAAAGCAUUUAUGUAAUGAACCAUGUGAUCUAAUUGGUAAGCGUAAUUGUCAGGAAGUUUGCUCAAAAGAAAUAGGACACCCUGAUGGCAAGCAUUUAUGCCAAUCAACACGGCAUUAUUGUGGAGUAAGUUGCUCAUUAUCAACCCAUACCGUAAAGGGAGAUUAUCGUUGUCCAAAUAAAUGCAUCAAAUCGUAUGAAAAACCUCAUAGCUCUCACCGUUGUGAAAAUGGAACUUGUCCAAUUCAAUGUUCUAUUCUAAAUUGCCAAAGGAAAUGUCAAAGCAAUGAUCACUUUCAUUCCUAUUCUGGCUUUUUAUAUGUUGACCAUUUUUGUGGGAAUGAACAUCAUUGUCAUGAAUUAUGCGAAGACGAUGGUAUAUGUAAAGUAGUAAUUGAACCGAAAAAACAACUUCAAGAACCGUUUACAAAGUAUAUUCAAUUAAGUGAAAGAUUAAGAUGUAGUAAAAAAAUUCCUCCGAAUGAAUCUAAACAUAUCGGAAAACAUACACAUAAUGAAAAUGGGUUUCAUUUUUGUGAAGCACAAUGUCAAUUCUGUGGAUAUUUUUGUACAUUACCUUAUGGUCAUGAACAACUUCAUAAUACAAGACACGGUUUUGAUAGUAAUAUGAUGCAAAUUAAAUUUUCCGAAGACGAUGAAGACAAUAUAUCGGAAUACACAAGAGUUGAUGGGCAGAGGAAAUUUACUCUUUGUAACAUGCAUUGUAAAAAUUUAGGUAGGCAUCGUCACAUUGAUUAUUGUCAAGACGAAGUAAUAUGUAAAUCGGAAAAUCAAAGACAUGAUAUAAAACAUAUUGAUGAACAAAUUCAACCUAAUCCCGAUAGACCAAAAGAUUUUAUUUCUCAUAAACUUUUCUGGGAGAGAACAGGCUUCAAAGAUCCUUAUCCAGAGCAACAAGAUUUUGCAGAAUUUGAUAACGAUAGACAUACAAUUACUUGUCUCAAUUUAAAAUGA
Rhizophagus irregularis DAOM 181602=DAOM 197198 is the source of this 5694-nucleotide messenger RNA. NCBI's taxonomy places the organism in Eukaryota, Fungi, Glomeromycota, Glomeromycetes, Glomerales, Glomeraceae. The record is from RefSeq and is a predicted model, not a curated record.